AUGAAUCGUUCGAGGUUAUACAAGUAUUCUGGAAAAGAUGAGGAAUUGCGUCGCAGGAGAAAUGAUCAGUCAGUUGAACUAAGAAAAGUUAGAAAAGAGCAGCAGCUUCUUAAACGCCGCAAUGUUCUGGUUGAUGUAGAAGAAACUUCUCCAUUACGCGAACAAACAAGCAUCCAGCUGCCUCUCGACUAUAAACAAGUUGUUGCUGAUCUUGCUUCGUUGGAUAUAAAGGUAGUCAGUGAAGCAGCUGUGAAUUGCCGUAAAAUCCUCUCAAAAAUGAAGAACCCACCCAUUGAUGAGCUUGUGGACUUAAAUGCCCACACGGCUCUUACCAAAUUGCUGGAUAUGGAUAAUAUUAACAUUGUGUUUGAAGCUGCUUGGGCACUCACAAACAUUGCAUCUGGAGAAUCCAAGCACACUAAAGCUGUUGUAGAAUGCAACUCCGUGCCAAAAUUAAUUGGGUUACUGGAUCAUUCAGAUAUUCGCAUCGCUGAGCAGAGUAUUUGGGCUCUUGGUAAUAUUGCUGGAGAAGGUCCUAGUUAUCGUGAUAUGCUCAUCAAACUCGGCAUUGUUGCACCCUCUCUGCGACUUCUACAACGCUCUUGGGAUAAUCCUAGUGUAGUCUCAAAUAUUGCUUGGGUAUUGUCCAAUCUAUGUCGCAACAAUAAUCCAUGUCCGCCGAGGAGCACGGUUCUUGAACUUAUACCGGUCUUCGUGCAACUUUUUGAUUUUGUUGGAAGUGAGGAUAUCAUUAUAGAUACUGCAUGGGCUAUUUCCUACAUAACUGACUGCGGAGAUAUGUACAUUGAUGAUAUUCUCGGAAGCGGUUGUGUUCCACGUCUAAUUAGAUGUCUAGGGACUGAUAUCCCUAGACUUGUUUCACCUGCCCUGAGGUCAUUGGGUAACCUUAUUCUCGGAACAGAUGAGCAAACGCAGCGUGUUUUGGAUUGUGGCUUACUCGAGCACGUUGCCCAAGUUCUUGUCAAUGGAAAAUCAACAAUUGUUAAGGAAUCUUGCUGGUUGUUAAGUAAUGUUACUGCCGGUACGAAACAUCAAAUUCAAAUGGUUAUUGAAGCGGGAAUUGUGCCCAUGCUUUUGAAGUGGAUCCGAGAGGGAGAUUUCAGAGUACAAAGGGAAGCUUGUUGGGCUAUCAGUAACAUCGCUAUUGGUGGAAGUCCCGAGCAGCAGGCUAUUUUACUUAAUCUUGGAAUUUUCAAUGCACUAAGUGAUUUACUCAAGGUCUCUGACGCCAAACUCGUGAGCCUAGUUCUUGAAGUCAUCAAGAAGCUUUUCGAAACUGCUGAAGAGAAUGACCAGUUGGAAAAUUGCUGCGUGGCUCUCGAGGAAUCAGAAGCUCUAAGUAAUAUAGAGAACUUACAAGAACAUGAAAACAACGAGAUUUAUAAAUCUGCCUACGAAUUUAUAUCCAAGUACUUCAGUGGCUGUGAAGACGAAAAACCUGGUGAAGCAGCUCAAGGAGAUUCAGUACAAAGUCAAAUCCCCCUGGCAGAUCCAAACGAAUUUGCUUUCCAACCACCGACACAAUCUUAUCAUGAGUUUGACUUUUGA
Rodentolepis nana is the source of this 1569-nucleotide messenger RNA. NCBI's taxonomy places the organism in Eukaryota, Metazoa, Platyhelminthes, Cestoda, Cyclophyllidea, Hymenolepididae. The record is from the annotation of a GenBank genome assembly.